AUGACGUAUUCAGUUAAGGAUAAAGAAACAACCAAGGUUAAUAUCAAUACCGGCGGCUUACUCGGAUGUGUAUCAAAUCCAAAGAGGACUUUGAAGAAGUUUAUGGAGAAGUUUGUGUCUUGUCCACAGUCGAAUGUUACGGAGUCAACAAAAGUAGCUGAACCCAACCAAUCAAGUACAAAAGCGUUAACGGACUCUCAGCCUCGUAACGGUGAUAGCGAAACUGUGGUCGUUGAUAAAUUUAACGACGAAAAAAGUAAACAGAACAAUUGCGAAACCAUUGUUUCUAAUGGGGAUCACAGUUUAACACCCCAAUUAUCUGAUAUAUAUAGUGGCGAUGAAGAUGAUUAUCAGACCGAUUUAGAAGAGCCAAUCCCCUCUAAGGGGAUAGAGGGUUAUAGAUCUACCAUUCCCCUGCCAGCUGAACUACUUCCAGUUCAUAAAAGAUUAAGGCAGGAGUAUGCUUCAUCGAUUAUUGGUGGUAUUGAUGUGACUGAUCAAGAGGACAGCAGUAAGUCUUCUACCAAGGGUGGCAAAGGUUCGAACGAAAAUAACGUUAGCAGCCCGGUAAAUGCGUCAAGGAAAAUUUUCAACUUUUCCCUUCCAUUUACAAAUCCCUCAAUUGGCCAGAAGCUUUCCAGCAUACCUUUAUUGAGUAAUAUCUCAAGUAACUCAUCUAAGCUCCCGUCGUUGCAAUUUAAAUUGGGUACGGUAAAAAAAGAGCAUAUCGAGGAUGAGGCCAAGAAGGAAGAAAUUCGAAAUAAACUAGAGAAGCAACAAAGUUUGAGUACUAUUGAGGAAGAAUUUUACUACAAAGAUAUUACCAAAUUGGGUGAUGGAAAGAUGGUUGCCUUGAGAAAGGCAAUAACACCAUCUCUAUCCGACGAUGGAUGGGGAAAUCCUAUUUUUGAUAAAAUUGAUGGAGAUAUUCUUGUGAUGGGAGGAUACAGAGGUAGCAUUUUGCGAGACGCUUCUACUAACAGAAGAGCUUGGAUUCCUGUGCUAAAAGCUGGAUUAAAUAUUAAGAAAAUUAAUCUUUUACUAGGCCCUAAGGACGAGGAUGAAUUACAUACUACGGAUACCAUUUAUCCAGAUGGUAUGCUAACACAUAUCGGUCCAGUGGACAUUUCUAGGAAGCUUAUCAGGAGGCUAGCAUCAAACCCCAAGGUUACAGUGCAUAACUGGGGGUAUGAUUGGAGACUGUCAAUUGACCUCAUAUCUGAAAGUUUGCAUAAAAAGUUAAAGGAAAUCUAUUCAAAUAAUGGCGGAAAGCCUAUCAUUUUAAUAGGGCAUUCAAUGGGUGGUAUUGUUGCUCAUGGUGCCAUGGUUAAAGAGCCAAAACUUGUCAGAGGAAUUAUAUAUGGAGGAACGCCAAUGCCUUGUGUCAAUGUGAUGGGACCUCUACGUUACAAUGAUAAUAUAUUACUAUGUAAUGAUUUGUUAACAUCAGAAGUUAACUUUAUGAUGAGAUCGUCUUUUAUUUUUGUUCCCUUCAAAAAUCAAUGUCUUUUCAAAGAUCUACGCACCGGAAAGCACUAUGAUAUUGAUUUUUACGAUCCAAAGAUGUGGGUGAAGUACAAUCUUAGUCCAAUAGUUUCCGCCGUCAGACUUAAACAGGAAAAAGGAGAGUCAGUUGAUAUAAAACAGCAGAGCAAAUUCAGUAUUUCAUUUGAUGAUGCCUAUGAUUACUUAUGCCGCACAUUGAAAAGAACUAGGAAAUUCAAAGAAUCUUUAGAGUACAGGCCUGAUGUCAAGUAUCCGCCAUUAGUAGUUGUGUAUGGAAACAAGAUUCCAUCCGUGAAAUAUUCACUGGUUGAUGGAGAAGAUGAUAUUAAAAGGGGAAUAUAUUAUAAUUUCUUCUAUGGUCCUGGAGAUGGUGUCACACAUGAAAAGUGGGUCUUUCCGAAAGAUACUAGUUAUCCUUUGUGUGCCAAAUUUGUAUCGUCGAAUGGUCAUAUAGCUUUACUUUCUGAUGCUAAAUGUAUGGCAAAAGCUUUGGAAGCGAUUUUCAAAGAAGAACAAAGAAGGAAAAGACGGUCUCACCAACAAUGA
This is a messenger RNA of Brettanomyces bruxellensis, 2052 nucleotides long. RefSeq lists its product as uncharacterized. Gene Ontology annotation, molecular function: triacylglycerol lipase activity. Bases 1 to 2052 code for a protein of 683 amino acids. NCBI's taxonomy places the organism in Eukaryota, Fungi, Ascomycota, Pichiomycetes, Pichiales, Pichiaceae. The transcript has a single exon. The record is from RefSeq and is a predicted model, not a curated record. Gene Ontology annotation, biological process: lipid metabolic process.